Molecule: messenger RNA, 3042 nt
Organism: Coniosporium apollinis CBS 100218
Lineage: Eukaryota; Fungi; Ascomycota; Dothideomycetes
Exons: 2
Coding region: 1-3042 (1013 amino acids)
Biological process (GO): Golgi to plasma membrane transport; exocytosis
Cellular component (GO): exocyst
Source: RefSeq, a predicted model, not a curated record
AUGGCGGACACUGAGCGCUUGCUGCUGAACCACUACAAUCUGAAGACGCUGUCCCCUUCGCAAUGGCCUGCCGAAAAGGAUGACAGCGACGCCUCAGAUGAAGAGCCGCCGCGUAACCAAAACGUGCGCAGAUCAAAGUCAAGAUAUUCGGUUCUCGAACGUGGCGCGAGCUAUCGCAACCGCAGCAGCGUCCCGGGCACGCAAAAGACGAGCGAGGGGAGAGAGAACCUAGUCCAGCAGGACGAGCCAGACCCACUGGGCGCGUCACGAAGUGUAGUCCAGGUGCUCCGCCAGCGAGGGCUGCCCGUCGACGAUGACUUGGAGCUCAGAAACCGCUUCCUCCUCUCCUCGAACACCUUCGCCCCUACGUUGUUCCUCUCCCAGGUCCACAGCGAAGCCUCAACCGAAGCCCUCCUCCAAGGCCUCGACUUCCUCUCCCGCUCCAUCGAGAAGAAGUCUGCAUCCCUCAAAGACCUCGUGGAGUCCAACUUCGAGCGCUUCGUACGCGCUAAAGCCACAAUCGACAAUGUCUACAUGGAGAUGCGCAACCAAGGCGCUGAACCAGAGCAAGUCCGGCCACGUUCAGGGCACGCACGCACAACAAGCAGGACUGGCGGGCAUAUGCGGAACGUAAGUAAUCCGCUCAGUCCGCUCAGUCCUACACGGGGCAUGGAUAAGCCGUGGCCGAGCGAGAAGAAAAAAAAUGCGCUGGCAAAGGAAAGCGAGUACGGAGUUCUGGGUAUAAAGGUGCCGCUCCUAGAAGCAGCUGUAAAAGCGGAAGAGCUGUGGGGACCGGCGCUAGGUGAGCGCGCUAGGGAGGAGACAAUCAAGGCUACGCUGUCCACAAUAGAGCAGAAUCGGGCCUUGUUCGAGAUUGGCGCCUCGAUCCACGACUGCAUCAAGAGGAAGGACCACACGACGCUCGUGGAGGAGUAUGCCAAAGCUCGAAGGUAUGCAGAGAACGCCAAGGGCGUGGCAGACAACGCGGUGCAAAACCGGGUUCCCCUGACAGAUCCACAAAUCCAUCAAAUUAUCGUUACGGCGCGUAUGUGGAGUGAUGUGGAAGAGCAGAUCGAGGGCUUUAGGAGGGAUGUCUGGCGGCGGCUGGCUGGAACUCACUUUACCAAGCAAAAAUCUACCGAGGAAGACAAGCCCGAAGAGCACAUGGAGCUGAUCAAGGUCCUGCUUGAGCUGGGUGUCGAACAGAGCCCAAUCGACGUCUGGCUAUUCAGCCGUUACGACUAUCUCAAGAGCAAGAUCACGGCUGUAUCCGAAAGGAUGAGAGUAGAGAUAGAAAUCUUGCGCCGACGUCUGGCCAAUAGCGAUAGGCCCAGCCAGAAGCAGCUUGCGGCUCAUCUCCGCUCCGUUAAGGAAGGUGGUCCGACAGAUGCAGCGCACCUAGACUCGCAGAAAGUCGUUGAGUUUUGGGAGUAUACUCACGAUUCGCUAGCAGGUUUGCUCUCCUCCAAAGGGGGUGUGCUCGGCGAAGUCAUCGAAUUUUGGGAAACCGCCCAAUCCUUCAUCGAUGGCAAAGCGCAACGCACACUACCCGUCGGUCUCGAUGGAGGGAGCCGAAAACAUCACCGUCUAUCUACCGACGGCAUCAGAGAUCUACACGAGGGCGCCCGCGAGUUAGUCAAAUUACUCCGUGAAAGUGUCCUGUCCUUUUUCAUCGAUCCCCCAAUCGACGAUAUCUCGCAGCUGUACUCCCCUGCUACGCCCGACACACCAAAGACGCCUUACUCAGCUACCCUGACCCCGCUCAGCGACAAACGCUUCAAGUUCGACCCCAACAACCUGCCUCCACCUUCGCCAAGCCGCGGCGAAGCAUGGGAGAAGUACGCAUUCUGGCCGCCCUAUGCUACUUCUCUGAGCGGUGCCCAGUACCUCAGCCGCAUCCUUACAACCAUCGGAACCGCAGCAUCUGACCUGGCGAGGCUUUCAUUCUUCCGCGAUGGCCGCACCUCCCCGGACGAGCUACGCCAUCUCGUCAGCACCGUCAGAGAACGCUGUAACAGUGCUGUGUGCGCAGCCUGGGACGGGGAUGCGGCGCAGCUCAAGCUGCUUGAAACCUGGACGCGAUCGGUCGACCACCCGCAUCUGACCACAAUGCCUGAGCGCUUCAUGGCUUUUGAGAUGUUCAUGCUGAACGGCAUACAGAAGAUUACGUAUCUCAGCGACAUCAGAGGGGCGGGAGAUGUCAUUGCUAGUCCCAGUGCGAAGACUGCACAGGUUCUCAAGAGUACCUUCAUGAACAGCUUGUAUAAGACGCUUAGUGGAAUGGUGGAGAACGCUGAGAAGGGUACUAAGAGUGAAGAUGAGGUUGAGGAUGCUGACGGGAUUACUGUACCCGCGAGUGGCCGUAACGGUGGAUCUGACACCAGUCUCGGAGCUGUGGAUGCAAGAAAGAGGUCAAUCCGCCUCCUCCUAACCCUCAGCAACCUCCAACAGCUCCAACGCGAAACUGUCCCUCAACUCCUCUCCCAAUAUGAAACCCUCUUCUCAGCCAGCCUAAGCACCGAGUCCCAAACCCUCCGCGACGUCCUCUCCCAACUCGAGUCCCGCCUCUUCACCUCCUACCUCCAGCCGAUCACCCACUCCCUCUCCCGCACCAUCCACGACGGCAUCCUCUCCGCCUCCUGGCCCCCAACCUCCAACCCCACCGACGCGCGUCCCUACGUCUACGACACCCUUCUGACCCUCGUCCUCGUGCACACCGAAGUGUCGACCACGACGCCGCCGCUGACGUCGACGGUCCUCGCGCACCUCCUCGCUGAGAUCUGCACGGCCCUCAUCGAGGCCUUCAAGCUGAGAGAGCGAUACAGCCUCCUCGCGCUCAUGCAGGCGACGCUGGACACGGAGUUUCUGGCCCAGACGCUCGGCGCAUACACGACGGAUAAGGCGAGCCAGGUCCAGAGUGAUAUCUACACGGAGCUGGAUGCACGGACAAGCGAGCACGCGAGGCGCGGGCUGCAGAGUGAGUUGGGCGGGCUGAGGGGCGUGCUUAAGGGGUUGAGGGAGGGGACGAGGGUUGAGUUGUGA